CUCACUCUGAGUCAAAACAAUAUUCUGGAAAGUCCUCAACUUGGACUCUCAUGCUAAAAAGCUAACACAUGUAGCUCUCUUCUAUAAACUAGCUCCAGCGUUAUUUGCCAAAGCAGUCGACGUAUGCUAUAACGAAAUCAUGGAGACUUGCGAAAAGUUGGGGGCUUGUUUCAGCCGUAUUUGGCGUGUUUUUGUGUUGUAGUUAAAGCUGACGCUGUCUCUUAGUUAGCUUAGCAUCGAUCUGCCAAAAAAACUCUUGCUUCUCGUUGAACGAAACAAACGGUGGACUUUUUUCUCAGGUUUGACUGAAAUCACCGCCACAAAAUGUCCAUUUUAGGAUUAAAAAAGAAACAGCCAAAGACCUUCAAAGUCAAAGUUACCACUAUGGAUGCUGAGAUGGAGUUCAGCUGUGAGGUCAAGUGGAAAGGCAAAGACUUGUUUGACCUGGUGUGUCGCACAGUGGGGUUGAGGGAGACAUGGUUCUUUGGACUGCGUUACAUGGUGAAGGACACCUACGCCUGGCUAAAACCUGACAAACGAGUCUUGGACCAGGAGGUUCCCAAAGACUCACCUAUAACUUUUCACUUCCUGGCCAAGUUCUUCCCAGAGAAAGUAGAAGAAGAACUCGUCCAAGAAAUUACACAGCACCUUUUCUUUUUACAGGUGAAAAAACAAAUCUUAGAUGAGGAGAUUUUCUGUUCUCCAGAAGCUUCUGUUCUUCUGGCUUCCUAUGCUGUUCAAGCCAAGUACGGCGACUAUGACCCCAACUUUCACAAGCCAGGCUUCCUGGCUCAGGAUGAACUUCUACCAAAAACAGUUCUGAUGCAGUACCAGAUGACAGCAGACAUGUGGGAGGAGAAGAUCACAGCGUGGUACGCCGAGCACAGAGGCAUUGCCAGGGAUGAAGCUGAGAUGGAAUACCUUAAGAUUGCUCAGGACCUUGAGAUGUACGGCGUCAGCUACUUUGACAUCACUCAAAACAAGAGGGACACAGAUUUGUUAUUGGGGGUGGACGCUCAGGGUCUUCACAUCUACAGCCCCAACAGCAAACUGACUCCCAACAAGUCUUUUCCGUGGAGUGGCAUUCGCAACAUCUCCUACAGCGAAAAAGAGUUCACCAUCAAACCUCUGGACAAGAAGAAAGACGUCUUCAAGUUCUACUCCUCUCAGCUGCGUGUCAACAAGCUGAUCUUGCAGCUGUGCAUCGGCAACCAUGAUCUGUUCAUGAGGAGGAGGAAGGUGGACUCCAUUGAAGUGCAGCAAAUGAAGGCUCAGGCCAAAGAGGAGAAGGCCCGUAAGAAGAUGGAGCGACAGAUCCUUGCACGGGAGAAACAGAUGAGGGAGGAGGCGGAGCGGGCAAAAGAGGAGAUGGAACGACGACUUUUCCAGCUGCAGGAUGAGGCGCGACUGGCCAACGAGGCACUGCUGCGCUCAGAGGAGACGGCUGACCUGCUGGCCGAGAAAGCCCAGAUCGCCGAAGAGGAGGCUAAGCUGCUUGCCCAUAAGGCUGCCGAGGCCGAGCAAGAGAGGCAGAGGUUAGAGGUCACCGCCAUGAAAACCAAGGAGGAGAAGAGGCUGAUGGAGCAGAAGAUGAGGGAGGCGGAGCAGCUCGCCGUCAAACUGGUGGAGCAGUCUGAGCGCAGACUGAAGGAGGCGGAUCACCUGAAGCAAGACCUUACUGAGGCCAAGGAUGCCGAGAGGAGGGCCAAGCAGAAGCUGCUGGAAAUCACCAAGACCACCUACCCUCUCAUAGCAGCAUAUUCUGCUCCCCCUGCUCCGCCUGCUCCCCCUGAAGCUGCAGAAUUCGCCUACGAAGCCACGUCCUCGCGUCUCGACUUUAAAGACUCAGACAUGAAGAGGCUUUCCAUGGAAAUCGAGCGGGAGAGGCUGGAGUACAUGGAGAAGAGUAAACACCUGCAGGACCAGUUGAAGGAGCUCAAGUCUGAGAUUGAGUCUCUGAAGCUGGAGGAGCAGCAGCAGCAGCAGCAACAGCAGCAGCAACAACAGCAGGCUAGCAUGUAUGGUCUCCAUGGCGAUGCCAGAGCAUACAUCCCAGAACCUGUUUACAUUCCGCACAGUAACAGAAACUCGGCCUACAUGUCUCAGAUGGCUUUCUUUGAGGAGGUCUGAUGAGGAGGAGGAGGAGGAGGGUUGGUUGGUGUACCAGACUUGUCUGACCAGGACCCUGAACACUAAAGGACUUUUUUCAGAUUUUCUUGCCCUUUUGUUUUUACAUUUUUGAUGUGACACUUGACAUGCUGCCAGUUGACAUUUCAAGUCUUCUACACUCUGACGUCCCUUCAUGUCUCACGUUUGGACAGAGUUGAUGCCUUUUGACGUGGUUGCGUGUCUUUUAGCAGGUUUCACUCGACUUUGUUACAUGUACGUAACGCUCUGGACUCCACCUCCUGCUUGAUAUCAUUUGAAUUGUAAUUGUCGUGUAUUUAUUGGUGCCUUUAAAACGUUUUGUUCUGUUUUUUGCCACAUUCUUCAUUUUCACAACCUGAAUUUUUUUUAUUGUAUUUUAUACUGUAUGCAUCAUUUCAAUAUAACAGUGCUUGUGUGCUCUGCAUA
Molecule: messenger RNA, 2574 nt
Organism: Doryrhamphus excisus (bluestripe pipefish)
Lineage: Eukaryota; Metazoa; Chordata; Actinopteri; Syngnathiformes; Syngnathidae
Gene: nf2b
Product: NF2, moesin-ezrin-radixin like (MERLIN) tumor suppressor b
Cellular component (GO): cytoskeleton
Molecular function (GO): actin binding
Source: RefSeq, a predicted model, not a curated record